CAACAAUAUCAACAGUGUCAUGGAAGGUCUUCAACCUCACCCAGACUUGAAAGGUUUAACCAUUAGUGGUUUCGAAGGUUCAAGGUUGCCGUCGUGGAUGGUGGCAAAGGAUCACUUGAUGGUACUCCUAAGGAAUUUGGUACACCUCAGGUUGAAGGCAUUGGGUAAGUGUGAACGAGUACCACCACUAGGGGACUUGCCUUGUCUCGAGUCCUUAUGGAUAUACUCCUUAGACAAUGUGAAGCGCAUUGGGGCUGAAUUCUAUGGUCUCGAUAUUAAUGCAAGGAGCAGCACUUGUAGUAGUAGCAGUAGUAGAGAGGUGAAAGCAGUCACUCUGUUUCCGAAACUGUCGCGUUUUGAGUUGUGGGGCAUGGGAAGUCUAGAGGAGUGGUCAGAUGCAAUGGUUCCCUCGGAUUCUUCUUCAUCAAUUAAGGUAUUCCCUAAUCUCCGGUACUUGACAAUCUAUGAGCUCCCCAAGUUGGUUGUUUUACCAGAUAUGGAGAACUUGACAUCUCUUGUGGAGUUGAGCAUACGGAGAUGCGGAAGUUUGGCUUGUAUAAGGAAUUUGAAUAGCCUUACAUCUCUGGAAUCCUUAUCCUUAGAAGAAUGCCCUGCUUUAUUACAUGCUUCUCUAGAUAUGAAAAACCCCCAAUCUCUAAGUGAAUUAAUCAUCUCAGGAUGUGAUGAGCUGAAUCCUUCACUGAGUAAUAAUCUUGAGAAGUUCACAUCGCUCCAGCAGUUGAGGAUCCGUUCUCGUGACCCUAGUUGUUGGGCAAAGGGUCUACACCAUCUAGCCAACCUCUGCGAGUUGGAACUCGGUGGCUUCUCUGACGACCUUGAUCAUUUCCCGUGGUCACACUCCAUCACCAAUCUCGUCUCUCUGGAGCGUCUUCGAUUGCGUGGAUGGCCAAAAAUCACGUCUCUCCCAGACCAAAUUCAGCAUCUCUCUACCUUGACAUUUCUAGAUAUACGGCAGUUUGAGGGGUUGGAAGUUGUUCCAGAGUGGAUGGGUAGCCUUCGGAAUCUUCGAGAAUUGUGGAUUUAUUUUUGCUCUAACCUCAGACAAUUGCCCUCCGCAGAAGCAAUACGAGCCCUCACUAAUUUAAAUCAACUACGGAUCUUUUGGUGUCCUCUUUUAGCGGAGAGAUGCACCAAAGGAAGUGGCGCAGAGUGGCCCAAGAUUGCACACAUUUCCGAAGUUGUUAUCAUUUGACCGAACUUUGACUGGUUUCGAAUUAGGGAAACAAGCCCCACUGGACAACAACCAAGAACGACCAAAGUAUUUCCAUGACCUGAGACCACAUUCAAAUGUUUGGGGGAUUUUGAUGAAUCCUGUACUCUAACUAACUAUAUAAAGGGAUUGUUUGUUGACCACAGUACCUCAUAGUGUACAUCUUGAUUGCUGUUUACAUGUUUCUCUCUAUUGUAAAGCGAAACUUAAUUUUCAUUAAGAUUCAGUGCUUAGUCCUUGA
This is a messenger RNA of Coffea eugenioides, 1472 nucleotides long. RefSeq names its product disease resistance protein RGA2-like. NCBI's taxonomy places the organism in Eukaryota, Viridiplantae, Streptophyta, Magnoliopsida, Gentianales, Rubiaceae. The coding region runs from base 20 to 1213 and encodes 397 amino acids. The record is from RefSeq and is a predicted model, not a curated record. The transcript has 2 exons.